ACCUUAUACUUCGUUGGUAGGGGGCGCCGGGAGCGUUGGCCGAGGGCUCGUAAUCAGCCGCCAUCCGCGCGGUCCCACGGCCGCACGCGUCGUCCGCAGGGCGCAAGCGAUCGGAGCAUCACGCUGCGCACCCGAAAACGCCGGUGGACAGCACUGGGGCAGCCCUAGCUAGCCACCAUGCCAGACACGCCGUCGACACGAGGCCGCGCCACCGUCCGGACGCCGGUCAGCGGCGGCAGCGAUGAUACGUGGAGCCCCGAACGAACGCCCGACGUCCGCCCGACGACGGGCGCGAGCGUCACCUUCGGCGAACCGAGCGGCGACCAGUGGGGCGACUACGACACCUUCUCUCCUGAAUCUAGACCGAUGACCGGCGUGUCGAGGCCUACGACCGGGAAAUCGCGGCCCUGGACCGGCGGAUCGGAAAUGACGCGCAUGUCGUCCAGAGCGAUGACCCCACAUACGCCCGGCCAUCUCUCGCGCAAGGACAGCGGCUGGACGGCUCGGACGACGGGCACGGCCCACACCACCGCUACGCACACGUCCGACUACUCGGCAUGGGGUAUGUACUCAGAGGGCUUUGCGGAAAGCGAGCCGCCCGAGAGCUGGCGCGACAAGGUCCUCGAGGCCUGGCGCGUCCCGCCGCUCUGGAGCACGCAGAUGCGGAGCGACACGCACAAGCACCUCGAGGACUGCACGUUACUUCGCGUGAACGCGCAGACCGCUCGAGACGGGCCUUAUAGACAUCGCAUAUCGAUCGAGGAGGCCGACGACGUCUGGGCGCCGCACUUGUAUCUGUACGUGUUCCCGGAGCACCCGGAGGGCUCCGUCGCCAAGGGCAUCGCGCGGCGCUACGUCCUCGACCGCGCGGAGGAGCCGCAUCGAUCUAGAUUAAGGUGGGAGCGCGACGCGAAGCCCCAAACAAGGGACACGGAGCCGAGCUGGUGUGCGCCGCGAGGCGAGUUCAAGUCCUUCUUCGCGCUGCCGGAGCCGCAGCCGGGCCUGUCGGAGUUUCAUAUCGAUUGGACGUCCGCGCCGGAUCGGUAUAUGGUUUCUACGGAAUACCGGCCGGCGGCGGCCUGGCUGCGGUGUUUUAGGUUUUUUGCCUACAAGGCGACGAAGUUCCAUUUGUUAGAACGAGUGUGGCCCCACGGCAGCGAGCUCACGACAUCUUAUAGACUCGUAGCAGGGCACGAGUGUCCUGUCAAUGCGCACUGGCGGUGUUUGUUUGCCUUCUUCGCUUUUGACAGUUGUGUGCCGAACGCCAACCAAUAUACCAUACAACAGUCCGUGGAUGGGUAUGAUCGGCUACGGGUGGGCAUGACGGCGUCCAUCAGGCCUGGUGAGUGGGAUCCAAAUGACCUCAAAUUCUAUGCGUAUGACGUUCCUGUCCCUGGUACUGCCAAGUUCUCCGUCCAGUACCGCGUUCGCGACGGCACGAACAUGGAGUGCGAGCAGAACCGGUUGAGUAUUGACCACGCCGUGGGCCCAUGGGUGGAAAAGUUCGUCUUCUACGGGUACCCGGCGCCGACGAUAGAGCUCGAGGCGCCGAAGGACGAGGAGCUGUACGAGGCGUCGGCCUAAGUGUG
Messenger RNA from Pelagomonas calceolata, 1589 nucleotides. NCBI's taxonomy places the organism in Eukaryota, Pelagophyceae, Pelagomonadales, Pelagomonadaceae. The record is from the annotation of a GenBank genome assembly.